AUGGCUUCAACACAGCCUCCGAAAGACCGCAAAAGUUUUCGGGUAGGAAUUAUUUGCGCUCUAUCUCGUGAGGCGGAUGCAAUGUCAUUACUCUUCGAUGAAUUUUGGGACGAGGACGGUGAUCCAUACGGCCGAGUCGAUUCAGACACGAAUUUCUACAUCACUGGACGCAUCGGAAAACACAAUGUCGUCAUGACAAUUCUAUCCGGAAUGGGCACAUGUAGUACGGCUAUCGCUUCAGUUAACCUGAGAGCAAGCUACACUGGUCUCCAACUGGUUCUUCUUGUUGGCAUCUGCGGUGGCUUGCCACGUAUAGGCGACAAGGAUGCGUUUCUAGGAGACGUAAUAGUGAGCAAGCAGAUUGUCGGAUAUGAUAACAUAUUUGACGAUGGUAAUGGGAAGCCUAAUCCAGAUAUACAACCGUUGUUGGCAGUACUGGAUACGGAGUUUAUGGAGAAACGGUUGAAAAAAGCGGCUGCAACUCAUCUGAAGGAAUUGCAGCAAGAGGCACGAGAUAAAAUGCGUCGAGCUGAAUAUCACUAUCCCGGGGCAAAAAAAGACGCGAUAUACCCGCCCGAAUAUUUGCACAAGCACAGAGACUUCUGCCGAACAUGUUCUGAAGACCCCGACCUCUGGUGCAGAACAGCGUUUCGAUCUUCAUGUGCUGAGGUUGGAUGCGAGCCGGAUAAAUUGAUCCCAAGAGAGCGUACAGAGGAUCUUCCUGAAGGUGCAGACUUCGCACCUGAAAUCUUUAUCGGUCGACUAGGCUCAGGCAAUACUGUUAUGAAAAGUGGCUUAGACCGUGAUCUAAUCGCCGCUAAAUAUAACGUUAUUGCAUUUGAGAUGGAAGGCGCUGGAAUAGGAGAGGAGGUUUCCUGUAUUGUUAUCAAGGGAAUCUGUGACUACGCCGAUAGCCACAAGAACAAGACAUGGCAGGACUUUGCUUCCGCUACGGCUGCGUCUGUUGCCAAAGCCAUUCUUGCGUGGUUCCCAAGCAACAGUGAUGGGCAGCAUGAGCCACCUUUGCAAGCAUAUCAUGACGCAAACGAGCUUUCUUAUGCCCAAAAUUCACUUAUAGACACUGCUUGGGUCAGUCAGGAUGAUGUCUCGACAAGUAUGACAUCUGUCUCUGAGCCGGUACAGACUCCUGGGCAGUUAAGUAUAGCCGAGGUUCAUCGCAGGUAUCUGGAGCAGAGUGCUGGGUCUCCAUGA
This is a messenger RNA of Fusarium verticillioides 7600, 1212 nucleotides long. RefSeq lists its product as hypothetical. Gene Ontology annotation, molecular function: catalytic activity. The transcript is spliced from 2 exons. Gene Ontology annotation, biological process: nucleoside metabolic process. Bases 1 to 1212 code for a protein of 403 amino acids. Lineage: Eukaryota; Fungi; Ascomycota; Sordariomycetes; Hypocreales; Nectriaceae. The record is from RefSeq and is a predicted model, not a curated record.